Blepharisma stoltei is the source of this 543-nucleotide messenger RNA. The record is from the annotation of a GenBank genome assembly. Lineage: Eukaryota; Ciliophora; Heterotrichea; Heterotrichida; Blepharismidae.
AUGGUGAAGCACAACAACGUGGUUCCCAAUGCUCACUUUCACAAGGACUGGCAAUCUUAUGUAAAGACCUGGUUCAAUCAACCAGCUCGCAAACAACGCCGACGCAAAGCAAGAAGCUUAAAGCUGGCAAGAUCAGCACCAACUCCUCUCAAAACUUUAAGCGGAGCAUGCUUUUUUUCGAAAAAUUUAAAUAAAAUAUAAAAAUUUUAAAAUAAAAUACGAAAAAAUAUUUUUAAUAAAAAUUUUCGGUUUAUUAUUCUAGAAACUUUAAGGCCAAUAGUUCAUGGUCAAACAUUGAGAUAUUCAGCCAAAGAAAAGCAAGGAAGAGGAUUUUCUCUUGAAGAACUCAAGAAAGCUGGCCUUACCGCACAAUUUGCCAGAACGAUUGGAAUAAAGGUUGACCACAGACGAAGAAACAAGAGUGCAGAAACCUUACAAAAGAAUGUACAAAGACUUGAACUUUUUAAGUCAAAGCUCACUCUUUACCCACUCAAGGCAGGAAAACCAAAGAAAGGCUUAGUUAAUGACGCAGUCAGUGCAUAA